This is a messenger RNA of Arabidopsis arenosa, 518 nucleotides long. The record is from the annotation of a GenBank genome assembly. NCBI's taxonomy places the organism in Eukaryota, Viridiplantae, Streptophyta, Magnoliopsida, Brassicales, Brassicaceae.
AAACCUUCUCACUCUCUCUUUUCUCAAAUGGAAGCUGAGAAUUUGAUGAAUCUUUCUCUUCUCCAACGCAGAAACGGCGCCGUUUCACAAACCCUAGACUUAGAGCUAGUGUCCGUCAACAAAUCCUCCGAUGAUCCUCUUCCAUGUUACACCUCCCUCAAAGACAUCCUCCCCUCCCCCUCCACCACCGUCGAUUCCCCUGCCAUCCCCUCCGCUGCAUCGGGUUCGGGUCCCACCAUCUUGAUCCGCAAUCGCCUUGUAAAGCAAGCCGCUUGCUCCUACCUUCAGCCUUCUACUCCAACUCCUUCCUCUAACCCUUCAUUCAUCCGCCGUGUCUCCUCCUCCUUCCUCCGCCUCUUCUCCGCCUUCUUUGAUGCUCUCCUCCGCAUCUUCCCAUCUCCUCAGAAAAUCUUUAAAGCUUAGUCAAGGACAUAGAACAGAGAGAAUUGAGAAACGAUUCUUACAUACAGUCUCUGCUUUGUCCAAAAAAAAACAAAAAAUAAACAUACAGUCUCUGC